Canariomyces notabilis is the source of this 1320-nucleotide messenger RNA. RefSeq lists its product as uncharacterized. The record is from RefSeq and is a predicted model, not a curated record. Bases 1 to 1320 code for a protein of 439 amino acids. Gene Ontology annotation, biological process: malate transmembrane transport. The transcript has 2 exons. Gene Ontology annotation, cellular component: membrane. Gene Ontology annotation, molecular function: malate transmembrane transporter activity. NCBI's taxonomy places the organism in Eukaryota, Fungi, Ascomycota, Sordariomycetes, Sordariales, Chaetomiaceae.
AUGGGUCCCGCUGUAUUGCAGCCGGACCGAGCAAGCGAGCCGACAGAGGGAGGAGAGUCUCCAUCAAAUGGCGUGGCCCAACCUGAGGUCCCGGGAAACACCCGGGACAGACUUGAACAUUUCACUUUUGCCUGGUAUACUGUGGUGAUGUCUACUUUCGGAGUCAGCCUAACCAUGGCUGCGACUCUUAAGUUCGAACCAUUUGCCACCGGGUCAGGGUGGUUGAACCCAGUUAUCAAAUUCACUGGGCUUUCUCUAUUCUUCUUGGCCAUGGUGGCCUUCAUUUUUAUCACCAUUACUCUCCUCAUCCGCUUUCUACGUUAUCCCAAAACCCGCCAACCCGCCUUCAAGCGACCCAGAGAGGGGAUCUCUGCCGCGACAUUUCUCCUCUCGCUGGCGGCCAUGGCUUCAAGCGGCGUAGAGUACGGGCGCCUGUUCCUGCCGUCAGACAUCCAGGCCAGGCUUGCCUCGGUUCUCCACGUUGCUUUCUGGGUCUACCUCGGGUCCACCUUCCUUUCCUCCCUGGCCCAAUAUCAUUGGAUCUUUACGGCCCAAGAUAGCUGGCGACUCCUUACCAAGGACCUGAGUCCAGGCUGGAUCAUGCCAAUCUUCCCGGUGAUGCUGAGCGGCACCUUCGCGGCAGCCUGUGUGCCCAGCCUGAAGGCAGACCAGGCACUUAGGGUCCUGUCAGCUGGCCUGGUAGGGCAGGGCCUCGGCAUGAUGGUGGCAGUCUUUUUUAACGGGGCGUACCUGACGCGUCUCGUGCUUCUCGGCUUGCCCCAUCAUCGCCAGGCAAUGUUCAUUGCCGUCGGCCCGCCAAGUUUUACUUGCUUGGCCCUGAUAGGACUGGCCGCGGAGGUGCCCCGGAUCCUCGCGGAACUGGGAGGAGGACAUAUUUACGGGGGUAUUGAGAGAGGUUUCAUGGGGCUAAUGCUCACCCCCAGUAAGCUGCAGGUGCUUGCCGCCGGAGUUAAGCUCCUGGCGGUUUAUGCAUCUCUGUUUCUCUGGGGGUUGAGUUUCUGGUUUCUUGGAAUCUCUCUCGUCGCCCUCUAUCCCGAGUUGCCGGAAAAGGAGUUCCGCCUUAGCUGGUGGAGCUUUGUUUUCCCCAAUGUCGGGUUUGUCCUCUCAACGUUGAAGAUGGGAGCUGCUCUAGGGAGUGACGGCCUGUCAUGGUUUAGGGUUGCCAUGUCAGGUCUGUUGUUCCUGGUGUGGCUCUUCGUCUUCUACCGUUGCAUCAGGGGGGUGGUCAAGAGGGAGAUCGUACGGGAGGGACGUGACGAAGAUCACGUCGAGCAGCCUGCACCAGUUCCUACCCCUUAG